GCUCUGUAUGUUUGAGAUCGGAUUUUUGAAUUUUCUAAUCCGAUUUAAUUAAUCCAAUUAGAUCACUUUUAUAGUUAUAUAUGUUUCACACCAUAGAAGUGACAAGAGUAAAAUAAGACUAAGAAAUAUAGAAAACUCCAAGAGCCCGUUUGGAGACCUCUUUUUUCAGCUUAUCAGGCUUAUCAGCCAGCUUUUUCACCAAACACGUAACUUUUACUUUUGUGUGCUGAAUUGUGUAAUAAGCAGAAAAAGUAAGGUUGGAGUUACUUUUCUGGCUGUAUUGGCUGAAGUUACUGUAGAGGACUAUUUUAGCUAUUUUUACAUGUAAUUUUUUCUAUAAUUUAUUGAUAAAAUAUAUUUCUAAAAUAUUUUUUUCUUGAAUCAGCACAAUCAGCCAAAACAGCCACUUCAGCCAGAAUUUCAUAAAUUUCAGCAGAAUCAGCCAAAACAGCCGAUUUUCGUGCUACCAAACGGGCUCCAAGUCCUAACCGUAAAACCCGUAAAACCCGUGAACCACAGCUAUAACCGCUAGUCUCUGCUUUGAAGCCUAAAAAUUCUCAAAUCGAAAUUCUUCAACGACAAUGGCAGCAAUCGCACGAUGCAAGCUCCUAUCUGUUAUUAUCAAUCAUCCUCUUCAUAUCCGCCAUUUUGCAACCUCGACUGGGAACAUUUCCAAAGCGGCGCUCCUCCGAUUCCUCCGAAUCGAGACUAACCCGGAACGCAUCCUCAAGGUAUGGCGAGCCGCCGCGCUAGCUCCUAGGUCUCAAAUGGACCGACUCGCCUACUCCACGGCGAUCUUAAACCUCCGCAACUCCAAUCACUUUGGGGCAAUCCGUGAGAUCCUUGAGGAAUAUCAGUCCCGACCCGAUUUGAGACCCGAAAAGUACAUUUCCCACUUUAUCCUUCUCUAUGGGGAAGCCGGCAUGCUCGAUGACGCCAUGAAGACCUUUGAGAAAAUGGAGGAGAUGGGGAUCAAACGAUCGGCGAAAUCACUCAACUCUCUCCUGUUUGCUUGCCUUGAAACUAGGAAUUUCGAAGAAAUGAAAAGAGUUUUUUUUGAAUUCCCUAAAAAAAUACAGGAUUGCCCCCAACCUAGAUACUUAUGAUACAAUGAUUAAGGUGCUAAGCGAGUCGGGUUGUACUAGCUCAGUUUAUCCAAUAUUGGAUGAGAUGAUUAAGAAUAAACUCUGGCCAAAAGGCACAACUUUUCGAUAUUGUCUUGUAGGUUUUCUCAAGGAGGAGAAGGAUACGGAUAUUCGGAAAGUUUGGGAUAUCAUGAGUCGACAUUUUGCUUCACCGGGCACUGUUGAUUUAUAUGUCUCUAUGAUUGAUUUUUAUUUUAAGUUCAAGAAGCCAGAGGAGGCAAAGGCAUUGUUUGAUGAGAUUUUGUCCACGGAUUUGAAGCCGAAUGCUUAUUCCCAUUUGAUCCAUGUGGUCUGUGAGGAAGGUGAUAUGGAAGCGGCGAAGAGUGUGUUUGAAAAGAUGGUUAGCAGUUAUAUCAAUUCAAAGAAUCGGCUCUUUUCCCUUAUAUCCGAUGGGGGAGAUAGGGAGGACACAGCUAAAAUUACUUAUGAGUGUAUGGAAAAGAUUUGGGUUCCUAAUUUCUUGACUAUGAAGAUGCUCGUGGAUGGGCUUGUAAGUAUUUCAAAGGUUAGGGAGGCCAAUGAAAUCAUUGCACAUUUGAAGAGGAUGUUUCCUAGAAAUGCCGACAAGUGGAUUGAGAUUGGAGAAGGACUACCCAAGAAGUACUAUGAUGAGAUAAAGCCCUGGGAUUUGAUGCCGAAUUGGUUUUCUUAUGCCGAUAUAACCUACCCUACUUUAUUUAGGAAUAAGACUGCUUAAAUCCAACCCCUUUACCCGUGUGAGAACCUUUGCGGCACUGAGGUAAUGAUGAUGAAGCUCAUUUAAUCCAUCGUUUUGUAAGGUAGGUGAUAUGGAAGAGGCGAAGAGUAUGUUUAAAACGGUGGUUAGCAGUUAUAUCAAGGAAAUCGUUUCUAGGAAAUCAUUUCUGUAUAAUUUUUGUCUUCGAGUUAUUGUGAAGUGGGGAUUCUCACCCUAUAAAUGAAAGGCAAAUAAUUAGGGGCUGAUCGCGGUAUAUGCCAAAUUCCCAACAACCAAGAGACUAAAAAUGUUUUUUAUUGUACAAUAAUUGAAUGGCAAAAUUAU
This is a messenger RNA of Cuscuta epithymum, 2166 nucleotides long. The record is from the annotation of a GenBank genome assembly. Lineage: Eukaryota; Viridiplantae; Streptophyta; Magnoliopsida; Solanales; Convolvulaceae.